Molecule: messenger RNA, 918 nt
Organism: Arachis ipaensis
Lineage: Eukaryota; Viridiplantae; Streptophyta; Magnoliopsida; Fabales; Fabaceae
Source: RefSeq, a predicted model, not a curated record
AUGACAGGGCAGUGGAGGAUUUCUCGAGUAGAGGUGUCCCACUCACACCCGCUUAAUCCGAAGCUAUCUGGAAUGUUCUCAGCAAACCGUCAGCUAAGUAUGCAUGUGAAGGACCUGAUACAGCAAAACGACCAAGCUGGCAUUAGACCGAGUAAGAUGUACCAGGCACUAGCCAAUGCCGCCGGUGGCCCUGCCAACCUCACCUUUACGGAGAAGGAUGUUAGAAAUUAUAUUAGUCGUCACUUACGCAUUUCCGGGGAUAAGACGGAUCCAAAAGAGUUACUUAAGCACUUCUCACGAAUGAAGGAGCUCAAUCCAAACUUUUUCUUUGAAAUAGAUGUGGAUGAAAACCAUAACCUUAGAAAUGUGUUUUGGGCCGAUGCUCGGUGUAGAGCUGCAUGGGAAUAUUUUGGUGAUGUCGUGACGUUUGACACUACUUACAAGACUAAUAGGUACGACAUGCCGUUUGAGUCUUUCGUAGGUGUCAACCACCAUGGGAUGUCUACGCUUCUUGGGUGUGCAUUAUUGCGGAAUGAGGAUACUCUAUUUUUCAAGGACAAAUUCUGGGUUGGCAUGAGGAGCACACAGCGUAGUGAGAGCAUGCAUUCAGUUUUCGAUAAGUACUUAAACAGUAAGAGCUUUUUGUUGCAAUUUGUUCGCCAAUACCAACACUGUAUUAUAGACAAUGAGCAAAAGGAGCUUGAGUGUGAUGCUGCUGAUUUAAGGGGGAUUAUCCCUUGUGUUUCCAGCUCACCAAUAGAGAAGCAGUUUCAGAAAAAAUAUACAAACUCCAUAUUUCGAGACGUUCAGGAUCAAUUUAUAAAAAAAGCCGAUUGUAACACAGAAAUAGGGGUGUCAGACGGGGAAGCCCGCCCCGCCUAUUCAGGCGGUCCCAAAAUCCUAGCCCGCCCCGCUUAA